Gadus macrocephalus (Pacific cod) is the source of this 3398-nucleotide messenger RNA. RefSeq names its product vezatin, adherens junctions transmembrane protein (gene vezt). The transcript is spliced from 12 exons. The record is from RefSeq and is a predicted model, not a curated record. Gene Ontology annotation, molecular function: myosin binding. The coding region runs from base 271 to 2712 and encodes 813 amino acids. Gene Ontology annotation, cellular component: plasma membrane. Gene Ontology annotation, biological process: cell-cell adhesion. NCBI's taxonomy places the organism in Eukaryota, Metazoa, Chordata, Actinopteri, Gadiformes, Gadidae.
UGAUGAUCACACAGGCUGUGCUUUGUUACCGGGUCCUGAUUCCUUACAAAUCCUCAGAUUUGGCUCCUUCAUACCUGUGUGGAUGCCAAGUAGACGUGGUCGUCAUGGGACUGGUUUAGCUGGGCGUGUGUGCGUACUGUUGCUGGGGGGGUCAGUGUCACCAGACCUCGGGCGAAGAGGUGCCUAUGCGUCUGUUCCGAUUUAAUUAAAAUCCAAUAAAAUCCACUUGGACCGGGACUGGGUCGUUAUGCGUUCUGAUUUCGUCCAACAAUGGAAAACUCUCCGCUGUUCCAGUACCUCCAUGAUCUAGGGCACACAGACUUUGAGGCGUGUCCCACGGGUUCUCAGGAAGAGGGAGAUGGAGAGGAAGCUCCUCCCCAGGGAGACGACCAGAAGCGUUCGGGAGCUCACCUAUGGAGGCUGGCCAACGCCUUGUGGCAGUGGAGCCCGAUGGGAACGGCCGCCACAUGCCACUCUCUGGAGCGGGAGCUGGACUGCGUGUUCGGCCAGUACUCGGUGCGGUGCGUUCUGGACCAGGACGUCCUGCUGCAGGAGGACGUUGAGCUGAUCGAGCUGCUGGACCCCGGCCUGCUGACCCUGGGCUCCCCCGCCGACGGCUCCCCCGGACGCACCGCGCUCACCCUGCCCCGGCCCGGCCUGCUGGCCCGCCCCUCGCUCUGGGACGCCGCGGGGCUGGUGGGGCUGGCGGCCGUGCUGCUGGGCCUCUUCGCGGCCAGCGGCGGGGGCUGGUCCCUGGCCGGCGCGGCCCCCUGGGGCCUGGUGCUGCUGGGCUGGGCGGCCGCGCGGGCCGGCGGGCUGUGGCGGCGGGCCCGUGCCCAGAGGGCGGUGCACGCCGCCGCCUCGGAGCUCCAGGCGCUGGUCCACGACAGCAAGGCGCUGACGGGCGUGUCCCGCAAGGCGCUGCGGCUGGUGCAGGAGACGGAGGUCAUCUCCCGCGGGUUCACUCUUUUGCUCGACAGGGUGAGCGCGGCCGGCUCCUUUAGCAGGGCGGGGCUGGGGGCGGAGCCUCGGGGCCAGCAGCUGAUUGGUCUGCGGAAGGCUCUGUACCGCGCGCUCCGCACGGCGUUCCGGGCUUCCCGCCGCGCCACGUGCCACAUGCUCAAGUCGUUCCCGCUGAACUCGGAGAUCGACAACGUGACCAACUACGUGUCGGCGGUGCCGCUGAAGGAGCUGGGGCUGGGGCUGGGUGUGGAGCACGUGGGCGACGAGCAGGCCCAGGACCUCACCGAUGACUACAGCCUGCCCGCCCUGAAGCUCAUGUUCCAGCUCUGGGUCGCCCAAAGCUCCGAGUGCUUCCGCCGCCUGGCGCUGCUGCUGUCGGCACGGCAACAGGAGGAGGCGGAGCCCGCCGGGGGGGCCGCCGCCUCCGCGGGCCUCAAGCCUCCGUCCGCCUCCUCCCCCACCUCCUCCCCCUCCGCCCUACACCGCUCCAUCCCCGCGGUGACGGAGCCCCUCCACCAGGCGCUGGCCGGCUGCCUGGGCGAGGUGCAGCGCAGCUACGACUUCCACCGCUACUUCGAGACGCAGCCGCGGGGCGCGGGGGCGGCGGACCGCGCCGGGCCGGCCCGCCAGAAGUGCCGGGAGCUCAACACCCUGCACACCUCCAUCCGCAGCCUGCAGCUGCACCUCAAAGCCCUGCUGAGCGAGAUGAUCAUCCUGGAGGACGACCUGGAGAAGAUGAUGGUGUGCGGGGAGCGGGUGGCGGCGCCCCCGCCGCUCUCAGGGGAGGGCUACCUGGAGCUGAGCCAGCGGCUGCACACGCUGCAGCCCCACAUGCAGGCCAGCAACAGCUGCUGGGAGGAGACGGUCGGCCAGGUGGACCGCAUGCUGAGACGCACAGAUGCUGCUGCAGGUCUGCGACAGAGCGCCCCCGCCGUGCCGCACGUCCCGACCCCCACGCCGUCCUACCCGCUCAUUCUGGACCGGGACAGCGUACCAGAGGAGCUGGAGUGGGAGGCCUACGUGUCCGACUCUGACUCUGAGGACGACCGCGGGGGGGCCUGGUGCGACAUGCUCUCCCCCGAGGAGCGCGACCGCCAGCGGCGCGAGCGCGAGGAGUCCCGGCGCGUCCUGUCGGAGCUCAAGGCCGUGCUGGGCUUCCGCGCCUCCGAGGGCGAGAGGCUGAAAUGGAAACAGCUGCUGUUCAACGACCAAGCUGCUACGACCCCGUCCAACGCGGGGCCGCCGGACACCGCGCCCCCACCCGACGGCACCAGUAACCAUAACGACCAGGACCACGACGGAGAGGAAGAAGAGGAGGCCGCAGAAGAAGAAAAAGAACGGCGACGGGCGGUGGCGGCGACGGCGAGCGACGGCGAGCCGGCCACCGAGUUCACCUGCGGCCUGGACAAGAUGGCGGCCGGAGAAGGGGAGGAGCCUCGCGCGGAGGGAGCGGGCCGGUCCGAGCUCCACCAGUACGACGGGCUCCUCGACGACGGCGAGGGGGAAGGGGAGGGGCUGGCGGAUUUCCUGCUGACGCCACGCGUCCUGAAGCUCUCCACCACGGACAGACUGACGGAGCUCCACGGGGCGGAAGCCCUCAGCAUUAGCUCCGCCCUCGCGGCCCAGGUGGCGGCGCGGUCGCACGCCCUCGUGCACAUGGAGGAGCAGACGUUCGGUGACGAUGACGAGGAGGAGGAGGAGGAGGAGGAGGAUGAAGGGGAGGACGGGGGAACGCAGGAGAAACACUAGAAGCAGCUUUAAACUGAAACUGAAACCAGGCGGAGUGUUUGGGAUGCUUUAUUUAUUUCCGGUGCGGUUCCGAGGUCCUCAUCGAUCGAGCUGCGUUGUGUUGUUGUGUGUGCGUUACAUCGGCUCAAGUGUUGGUUGUUGUUGUGUGUGUCGCGUAAUCACCCAUCAAUCAACCCGCACGCCGCGUCCGUCCGCUGUAAGCCUCUCUCUCUCUCCCUCUUUCUCUUUCUCUUUCUCUCUAUCUCUCUCUCUCCCUCUCUCCCUCUUUCUCUUUCUCUCUAUCUCUCUCUCUCGCUCUCUCUCUCCGCCUGUUAAACCAUCUCCACUCAGGAACCUCCUUUAGUCAAAAGGUCGAGAUCAUGAAUGUCUGCAACAUAUAUUCUCAUAUGUUAUAAUCUUAUUUUUUUUUAAGAAUGAUGUAGAAAGGCCUUCAAAUUUGUAAAGCUCCAUCGCUGUUAAAAAAGAAAUUGUUCUUAGUGCUGAAUGGUUUGGAGAGCUGCUAAUUCGUCCUGAGAUCAGUCCUGCUAAAGUUCCACUGCUGAGGAUAUAAUUUGGUACGUGGGUUAGUUGUAGUUAUGAACAGACAAGUUCUCGUUACAGAUACAAAACUGAAGCAAAAAGUCAUGGAUUGAGGGCUGUUGAAAAAUGAAUGAAUAGAUCAAUAGGUCUUGGUGGACAAGUGCACG